Molecule: messenger RNA, 2550 nt
Organism: Grosmannia clavigera kw1407
Lineage: Eukaryota; Fungi; Ascomycota; Sordariomycetes; Ophiostomatales; Ophiostomataceae
Exons: 2
Coding region: 1-2550 (849 amino acids)
Source: RefSeq, a predicted model, not a curated record
AUGGUCGACGUCUCGGAGCUGGUCUCGCAGAUGCACGAGACGUUAUCGAACAUACACGAGAUUAUCUCAUCACUGUCUGUCAAGGAUCAUGAAUCAAAGCUCGACGAGCUUGAACGGCGCCAGGAGACAGCCCUGACUGCUCUGCACAGCGCCUUUGAGCACGAGUCACGCAGCUCGGCCCAAAAGCGGCAGGCACAGCUCGCUGGGAUUGCAGAGCAGCGUCGAUUAGAAGAUGAGGAGCGUGAGGCCAAAAGGCUACACGAGGAUGACGAACUGAGGGCCCAGCUCGCACAACAGGACAAGGACAGACAGGUCAAAUUGGAGCGCGAGGAGAUUGAGAUGGAGGAAUCGACCUAUGCUAUGAUAGCCACCGUUGAGGAGGCAGCGAAGCAGGCCAUAGAAGAGGGGAAGGUGAAAUUGACCGUUCUCGAAGAGAAACGAAAGGAGCUCAACCGCCGGAUCGACGAGCAACUUCGUGUACCUCUCCCAGAAAUACCGAAAAGGCGCAAGCGUCGAGGCCGGGGGGCCGUAUCGACAAUCGUUGCUGAUGAACCAAGAGACAGAGGCAUUGAUGACAAAGAGGAUACGGAAGCUUCGACUGAAGGCAUCGUGCCUAAACUAGAAGGGGAUCCAAGCAACAGCAAAUUUGGCAAGAGUAAUGACGAAGUAAUUCCAGUCUUGUCUCCUGAUGAGAUGACACCCUCUAAAGACGCAACAACGACUGUCGGUGAAAAUGAUAUGCAGCCGGCUGCCCAACUGCCAUCUCCGAACGUACAACCAAUUGUCAGCAAGAACACGAUGGUGGAGUUCAGCGAGAACGAGGAGCAGGGUGCCAUCACCACUGCAGCUGUACUAGCUUCCCAGGAGCUACCUGUUGGUCUAGACCAUCACGUUGCCCAAGUUGACGGCAAUAAUCACGAAGUGCAGAAAAAUGAAGCUGGACACAUCGCUGUGGAGGAUGACACACCCAUCUACAACGCCCAGAUUCCAGCCGAGCAGUUAGACAGCGAAGUAUCACCCAUUUUUGCCAUUAUAGACCAUGUCAACGAUAAUGUGGCACAGCCUCUCUCCGACGAUCACGCGGCCACGGCUGUGGUAGAAAAACAGCCAGUUCCCGAGAUCGUGGUGACUGGAGCAUCAGAGGAGGCUGCGCACGAAGCUAAAAGUGAUACAAGCUUUGUCGAUGCCGAAUCAUUCGAAAAGGGCUCAGAAACAGACGCCGAGAGGGAACCAGCACACCAUGACGAUCUGCACAAGAACGAAGACAGUCACAAGACCCACGACUUCACGAUAGUGCCCGAAGUUAUCUCGGAAGAGCACGGCGUCCAUAUUUCGUACGUCCCGGAUGCCAUGGUCGAGGAUCAUCCGGGCCAUUCUUCUGCCUACGGUCAGGCUAUGCAGACAGCAUUGCCCCCUGACUAUGUCGAUUAUGGUGCCAGCUACUACGCCUCUACUGUCCAACAGAGCAUCUACCUGCCACCGGUCCUGCAUGAAGCAAGCGGUGCACCGACAGAGAGCUUUGGAAGCGAAAUGGCGCAGAGAAGUCCUGUUCGAGAUGCUACGGCCAAGCUCGGCCAAGAUGUCCUAUCGGAGGAUGACGAUGAAGUGUCGCCAGUCAGCGAGCACAGUCUAAGCUCCGAACUUGAUAAGUUUCCCCAGACACCGACAUCCAUUAUUGCGGCGUCCCACGACGAAGAGCCAGGGAGCCCCUCGUUCAAAGAGACUGGAGAUGAAGAGGAAGGACAACAAGGGCCUGCCCCUGGUGAGAUUGCGCCAUAUGAUGAGCAUAUGCACCAAGUGGUACCCCCAAGGGUCGAGCAAUCUGAUCCCAAACAUGGAGACCCGACUACGCCACAGCCAGACCGUUCCGACGAACUGCAAACGGUGCCGAUUACACCCCCCCGGCAGCUACCCGGCCGAGCAGAGUGGGAAACCCCUGCCUAUAGCGACAGUGAUGCUGAGGACACGGCCGUCUUUGCGCCUCGUGACGUUACCAACAAAUCCUGGCAAGGCUCUGGCGUCGAGGCCACGCCGGGAUCUGUGCACGGCGAGACUACAGGCAGUUGGUCCAGCACACCAGAGUCUGCGCCUCACGACGAGCCUCUUCCUAGUAGCCGGGGCCAGCCACUGGCAAAGCUGGACUACGGCCACGUCGUGGCGGUGGACGGGAGAGGCUUCGCCAUCGAGGCAGCCAGCAUAGCAGACGAACAUCUACAGCAGCCCCGUACAAGUGAACGGCUGCCAUCGGUAUUGUCACGCAGCCGGCCGACGUCGCUGGCAUCGACUAAUCUGUUCAAAAAAAUGCGGAACAUGUUUGAGCUUCCUGAGGCUGGAAACGUUCCGUCGAAACGAGACUCUAGUUCGUCGUCCACAUCGCAGUUGUCAACGCCAAGGCCGAAGCAAAUGCCACAUAUAUCACGUGCCGAGACGGAUAAUCCAUUCGAAUACGGAGCCGAGGCGGAUAGUGAAGAUGAUGAGGUUGAUGAUGCCAUCUCGGAAAGAAGCUCAUUGUUGCAAGCGGCCUCGAUCAACACGUCAGCCAACAGCUAA